UCCUAACCCUAAAAUAGAAAAUUGAGGCAACCGAUAGUUUUUGUUUUGUCAGGAAUUUUAUAUUUUCUUAAUAUUCUUGUCGAAAUAGCUAUAUACUUGAAAAUAUGACGCAGAAUCUAAAUUUACCUUACGUUAUCCAGCUGGAAGAUCCAUUCAGCGCAAUUCGACUCUCAGAAAUUCCUAUAAUAUCUAAAGACUUCAAUAAAAUCACUCAUAUCACAUAUCUACCAAAUGUUGUUGAGGAUCUUCAACCAGUAUUCAUCCCAACCAUACCAAGAUUUGAAGUUGAAAACACUGAAACCAGCAUCACCCCCAUGAUUCAGAAUAUCGAGCAACCUCAAAUAAACUAUGUAUAUCAAGUAGUUUGUCCAGAGAAGAAAGUUCAGCCUGUUGAAAAAUUCAAAAGAGGCAGACCAAAGAAGAAAAAAGGAGAAGCUCCCUCAGAACCAAAGAAACCAGAACAACCACCAAAAGUGAUGAAAUUGGCCCCUAGAACUAGAUCAGGAAGGGUUAUCAAAUUCCCUAAACAUAUUGAGCAGGAUUUCAAGAAAGUUGAAACUAAUGAACCAAAAAAACUGGAUUCAGAGGACCAGCUUGAAUUCAAAACAAGUGAAUUCACAAAGUUCAUAGAAAAACCAUCUGUGAAACCCAAACCUCCAAAGGAAUUAUCCCAUCACCAGCGCAAAAGAAAAAUUGCAGCCCAAUACAGGUGUCCCAAGUGUCAAAAGGCAUAUCUUGGCAAAGCCAAAAUGUUGGAUCACAUCAAAAAGUAUCCUGAUCAUGGGCCCCUACCUCAGAGAGAACACAAUGAUUUGAACUUUGAUGUCUGGAACUAUCUAGUUGAUGUGACCCAAAAAUCACCACCUGCCCAAAGAGGAAUGAAGUUUUGUGAAGAACUAACCAAUCUGCUUCAUAACAUUUUACUUUUGACUAGUGCUCUUUUUAAAAAAGUAGAGCAAAAUAAAAACUAUGUGGAAGUGGAUAAAGUACUAGGUAAUGCUAUUGGACUUGCACCUGGCUUAUACAAAUUCAAUGAUACUGAGCUACACAAGGAUGUCACAGUGCUGAAAUUGAUUACAAACACAGAUUUCUUUAACCCUGUAGAUCCUGUUGAAGACCGACCAGUAGAACCACAACAAAAUGACACUAACAGCAUGGUAGAAAACCAAGAAUUGCACAGUGACAACUCACAUGCUAAGACUGAAAAAACAAUUAUACCCUGUGAUAAACCCCAAAUACCACUAGAAGAUAUGUAUUUCAAUACGGAUCAAGAUGAAACCUUAGAAAAAUCAGCUGAACCAUACAGCAUUCCUAAGAUAGAACCUCGAAUAGCUUCAGACAUGUCUCAGAUGUCUGAUGAAUUUAAUAAGAAGACAGAAACAUCACUUUUAGACACUGAAUUACUCUCUGACAAUUCUUUGCUGAAUUUGUCAAAUAUCAGGAGCUCUGUGGAUGAAUUUAUGACAGGGGGGACAUUACUUGACAACUCCACCAGUUCAGAUGAGGUGAUGAAUGUGGAUCAGUUUGUCAAUGAGAGGUUCACGAAAAUAACAGAGGCUGACCUUGGGAUGGGUGGGGCUUCAUUGAAUUUGGACCUGCCUAGUUUGGAUUUGUUUAAUUUUCAUAGUUGAUUUCACAAUGCAGGUUGUUCUUGAAUUUGUUCCUGGUGAAUUUUGACAUUUCUAGUUCCAAUGUUGUGUAUGUUAAUAAAUGAAUGCAAAAGACUCUGUAUAAGUGUAGAUACAAUGUUUGAUUCCAAACUAUUGAAAUAAAAUAUUCCUUAUGAUAUUUUCAGAACUAGAUUGUAAUAAAAGAUUAUU
Molecule: messenger RNA, 1820 nt
Organism: Phaedon cochleariae (mustard beetle)
Lineage: Eukaryota; Metazoa; Arthropoda; Insecta; Coleoptera; Chrysomelidae
Source: the annotation of a GenBank genome assembly